Messenger RNA from Hibiscus syriacus, 960 nucleotides. Its product is annotated as transmembrane protein 205-like. The record is from RefSeq and is a predicted model, not a curated record. The coding region runs from base 118 to 759 and encodes 213 amino acids. Lineage: Eukaryota; Viridiplantae; Streptophyta; Magnoliopsida; Malvales; Malvaceae. The transcript has 3 exons.
CAACCAGCAACCGGCAGUGAAGAAAGAGGUCGACACUUCAAAUAUUAAAAGCUGAAAACGAAAAAAAAAGUACCUAUUUUUUAUUCACUAUAUUAAAUAUUCUAGAAGAUCGGAGAUAUGGCUUGGAUAACGCAAUUCCUAAAGGCGGUGGCUUUCUUAGCUGUCGGGGUAAUAUUGUCGCCGGAGACUUUCGGAUCAAAGUCGGACGGUUCAAAUUCUCUCGGUCUCGCCCCUUUCAUUAAGCUGGCUCAUCUCCUCAGCUUCUCUACCGCCUUUGGCGCCGCCCUUUGGGUCACUUUCAUUGGUGGUAUCAUCAUGUUCAAGAAUCUGCCGAGGCAUCUAUUUGGUAAUCUUCAAAGCAAGAUGUUCCCGGCUUAUUUCUCGAUGGUCGGGGUUUGUUGUUCCAUAUUGGUGGCGGCGUUUGGUUAUUUGCACCCGUGGAAGUCAGCGACGCCGCCGGAGAAGUACCAGCUUGGGUUUUUAGUCUCUGCGUUUGCUUUCAAUCUCUCUAAUUUGUUCGUUUUUACUCCCAUGACCAUUGAGAUGAUGAAGCAAAGACACAAAGUGGAGAGAGAAGCCAACGUUGGUGAUGAAAUUGGAUGGUCGAAGAAUCAGGAAGCCGCGAAGACUAACCCAAAGCUUGCAGCAAUGAACAAGAAAUUUGGAAUGAUCCAUGGGUUAUCUUCCCUUGCCAAUAUAAUUUCCUUUGGCAGCCUUGCUAUGCACUCAUGGUACUUAGCCGGUAAGCUCAAUCUGUAGUUUACAGGUUAUUUAGACAUAGAACUGCGUUCUGGCUAUAGAUUGAAGUGAUGACUUGUACUUCAUGUGUCCUCUGGGAUAGACUGUUCCAGUUAUUCCUGCUAGAUUGUGUACAAUUGAACCAUAAGUUAAUAAAGUGAAUUUUGUCUUAUUUGUUCACUUUGAAAUAAAUUAACAAAGUGGGAUGGUGAAAUUAGACUU